Molecule: messenger RNA, 3282 nt
Organism: Cornus florida
Lineage: Eukaryota; Viridiplantae; Streptophyta; Magnoliopsida; Cornales; Cornaceae
Exons: 4
Coding region: 1-3282 (1093 amino acids)
Source: RefSeq, a predicted model, not a curated record
AUGGAUAAGGCUUGGAUUCAUCAUCACACCAGGGGUAGUAAAGAGUAUCAUAAAGGCAUAAGAGACUUCAUUAAGUUUGCUAAAAGACAUACAGAUGGGCUAGGUAGGAUCAAAUGUCCGUGUCGUCGCUGUAAAAAUGGUGACUAUAUUGCAAUUGAGGAGGUUGAGACUCAUCUAUAUAAGUGUGGGAUGUACAAGGAGUAUACUAAUUGGAUAUGGCAUGGGGAGGCUAAUGUUAACACCACUGCUAAUGUUAAUGCAGAAGCUAAUGUUAAUGCCGAACAUGGGGAUCAUGCUAAUGAUGAAGGUAGAAAUGAAGACAAUGUAUUUGAUUUGUUGGAUAAUGUACGGAUGGGUAUGUUCACCAAUGUAGAACAACAAGAAGAUUCGCCUGAAGUUGAUAUAGGAGGAAGUUUUGAUAGAUUGCUAAAUGACGCACAAUGCGAAUUGUGGCCAGGUUGUAAAAAACAAUCUAAGUUGUCAGCAAUUUUGAAGUUGUUCCAUGUGAAAGUUACAAGCCGAAUGACCAACAAAUGUUUUGACAUGUUGCUUAAGGUGCUAAAGGAAUUGCUUCCCGAUGACAACACGUUGCCAAAGUCCUAUUAUGAGACUAAAACCUUGUUGCGUGAUUUAGGUCUUGGAUAUGAACCGAUCCAUGCAUGUAAAAAUGAUUGUACUUUAUUCUGGAAGGAGAAUGAAGGUAAAGAAUGUUGUCCACAAUGUGGUGAGUCGAGGUAUAAGUCUCGAGAAGGUAAAGGAAAAAAGAUUCCUCAAAAAGUUCUUCGGUACUUUCCUUUAAAACAAAGGCUUCAAUGGUUGUUUAUGCAUAGGGAUACAGCUAUAGACAUGCGUUGGCACAAGGAGAAACAUGUCAAAGAGACAAAUUUGUUGAGACAUCCAGCCGAUUCAAAAGCUUGGGAGGAAUUUGACAAUAAGAAUAGUUGGUUUGCUGCGGAUCCUCGUAAUGUUCGUCUUGGGUUAGCAUGUGAUGGAUUCAAUCCAUUUGGUAACAUGAGUAAUGCUUAUAGUGUAUGGCCUGUAAUUAUUGUGCCCUACAAUUUGCCACCUUGGAUGUGUAUGAAGGAACCAUAUAUGUUUAUGUCAUUACUUAUUCCUGGUCCUAAAUCACCUGGUAAUGACAUUGAUGUGUAUCUGCGACCGUUAAUUGAUGAGUUAAAAGAAUUAUGGAUAGAUGGUGUGAUGACAUAUGAUGCCUACAAUAAAUCAAACUUUAAGCUGCAUGCAGGGUUGAUUUGGACUAUACAUGACUUUCCCGCUUAUGCAAUGGCAUCCGGAUGGAUGACAAAGGGUUUUUUGGCGUGUCCAAAUUGUAAUAAAGACACAUGUUCUUGUUAUUUGAGUCACGGGCAGAAGAUAUGUUAUUUGGGAGCUCGUAUAUUUUUGUCGUCCAAUCAUGCUUACAGGAAGCGUUUCAAACAAUUUAAUGGCAAGAAAGAAGACAGAGAGCCACCAAAGCCGUUGACGGGUGAUGAUAUUCUGGAACAAUUUAAUCUCCUACCCGAGGUUAGAUUCGGAAAGGGACCAAACAAUAAGAAGCGGACUCGUGAGAAGAAGGAACUUAAUUGGACAAAGAAAAGUAUAUUCUUUGAAUUGCCUUAUUGGAGAACACUUUUGUUGCGACACAACUUAGAUGUUAUGCACAUAGAGAAAAACAUAUGUGAUAAUGUGUUAGGGACAUUAAUGAACAUCGAAGGAAAGACGAAGGACUCAUUCAAAAGUCGGUUGGAUUUAGAAGCAAUGGGAAUUAGAAAAGAACUUCAUCUUAGGCGUAAUGGUGAGAAAUUUGAGAUGCCACUUGCGCAUUACACAUUGUCAAAGGAUGAAAAAAGGCAAUUGUGUGAUUGGUUGAAGUUAGUGAAGUUCCCAGAUGGCUAUGCAUCAAACAUAAGUCGAUGUGUGAAUGUCAAUGAAGGUAAGAUAUCUGGAUUGAAAAGUCAUGAUUCGCAUGUACUCUUACAGCGUCUCCUCCCUCUAGCUAUACGAGGAUUGUUGCCCGAUGAUGUUUGUAAUGCGAUAACAGAGCUUGGUUUAUUUUUUAAGGAGUUGUGUUGUCGGACCCUUAAACUAGAUGUCUUAGAGGUAUUGGAAAGGGAUAUUGCUAUCAUAUUAUGCAAGUUAGAAAUGAUAUUUCCUCCAUCAUUUUUUGACAUAAUGGUGCACUUAGCUCUGCAUUUGUCACGCGAGGCCAUCAUUGCAGGACCUGCACAAUAUCGAUGGAUGUACCCUAUUGAAAGAUUUUUACGUACUCUCAAGUCUUACGUGCGUAAUAAAGCACGUCCUGAAGGGUCCAUCGCUGAAGCUUAUGUGGACAAUGAAUGCGUCACAUUUUGCUCAAGGUUUCUUCAAGGGAUUGAGACACGAUUCAAUCGAGAAGAAAGAAAUUACGAGGGCGACUAUUGCACCAAUUGGUCCACUUUUUCAGAGCUCAGUGCACACAAGGCUGAACUCGAGAAUGAAAACAAGGAUAAUGUACCAUUAAGACACGUAAAAGAAUUUUCGAGAUGGUUGGGAACACGAAUAAAGGAAGAGCGUCAUUAUCAAGAGUUAGAAAUUAGUGAUGACCUGUAUUCAUUAGCUUGUGGACCUGAUUUUCGGAUAAAUCGAUAUUCUGGUUGCAUUGUAAAUGGGGUCAGGUUUCAUACAAAGGAAAGGGAGAAAAAUCGAAAAACUCAGAAUAGUGGUGUGUUAGUCAAAACAGAGGAUGUUGAUUACUAUGGUGUCUUGACAGAUGUCAUUGAGUUACAAUAUCCUCUUAAGAGACGGGUAAUCCUAUUCAAAUGUGAUUGGUUCAACACAAGGACAGGUAUUAAGAGGGAUACUUAUUUCAAGAGUGUAAAUGUAGCCCGUAAAUGGUAUAAAGAUGAGCCUUUUGUGUUGGCAAAUCAAGCAAAACAAGCCUUUUUUGUCAAAGACACCAAAUUACGAGGCACGUGGGAGGUCAUUCAAGAUAUAACACAUAGAAGCUCAUAUGACGUUCCCGAAGUGGAGGAUAACAGUAGAGUUGAGGAUGGAAUGUAUGCUACAGCAUAUCAAGAGGAUGAACCAUGCAUUGUGGAUAAGGUUGUUGAGGCGACCAACUUUGACAUAGAUCCACCAACUUUGAAUAGGGAUGGCUUGGAGGUUGAAAGUCUUGAUGCUGAAAUAAUUAUACAAAGUAAUGAAGAAUCUCAUCAUGAAAUUGACUAUUUUGACAAUGAUGAUGAAAUCUUGAUUGAAGACAAUUCAGAUGAUGAAGAAGAAGAUGAUAGUGAUUUGGAUUAA